Messenger RNA from Zingiber officinale, 2475 nucleotides. Its product is annotated as protein FAR1-RELATED SEQUENCE 6-like. Gene Ontology annotation, molecular function: zinc ion binding. The record is from RefSeq and is a predicted model, not a curated record. Lineage: Eukaryota; Viridiplantae; Streptophyta; Magnoliopsida; Zingiberales; Zingiberaceae. Bases 1 to 2475 code for a protein of 824 amino acids. The transcript is spliced from 3 exons. Gene Ontology annotation, biological process: regulation of DNA-templated transcription.
AUGGAACAAGGAAAAAGUGAUUCAAAUGAGGUAAAUGAUAACAACGAGAAUGUGCAUCAAGACCUAUCUCCGUCUAGUUUAAAUGAAGUCAUGAUUCCUAAGAUUGGAAUGACUUUUUUAUCUGAAGAUGAAGUUCGUAAUUUUUAUAAAUCCUAUGCUCAGAAUGUUGGUUUCGGUAUUUCCAAAUUAGGUGGAAAGAAGGGAGAUGAUGGAAAGCAAAAAUAUUUUUGUUUUGGAUGUGCCAAAAGUGGUAAAACAGUAUCUCAAGGAAAAAAUGCUUUGUACCCUAGACCUUCUACUAAGACGAAUUGCAAAGCUAAGAUUAAUGUUGUUAUUCGGAAUGAUGAUAACUUUGUGAUAAAUAGUGUAUCUCUUGAACAUAAUCAUGUCUUGAGCCCGGGAAAGUCACGACAUUUUAGAUGUAAUAAAUUAUUGGAUUCAACUACAAAGAGGAAACUUGAAUUAAAUGAUCAAGCAGGAAUAACUUUAAGUAAAAGUUUUCAUUCAUUGGUAGUUGAGGCUGGAGGCUAUGAGAAUUUGUCAUUUGAUGAGAGAAAGUGUAGGAAUUUUAUUUCAGAAGCUAGAAGGUUGAGGUUAGGGGAUGGAGAUGCUGAAGCCUUGAGUAAUUAUUUUUGCCGCAUGCAAAGUCGGAACUCAAACUUCUUUUAUGUGCUUGAUUUAGAUGAAGAAUCUCGAAUAAGAAAUGUUUUUUGGGCAGAUGCAAGAUGUAGGGCUGCAUAUGAUUACUUUUCUGAUGUCGUGACUUUUGAUACAACUUAUUUAACUAAUAGUUAUGACAUGCCAUUUGCUCCUUUUGUUGGGGUGAAUCAUCAUGGUCAAUCCAUUUUGCUUGGAUGUGGAUUAUUAUCAAGUGAAGAUUCAGAAACAUUCAUAUGGUUGUUCAAAUCUUGGCUGACAUGUAUGCUUGGACGUGCUCCAAAGGCCAUAAUCACAGACCAAUGUCGUGCCAUGGCAAUUGCUAUUGAAGAGAUAUUUCCGAAUUCUCAUCAUCGUUUGUGUCUUUGGCAUAUAAUGAAAAAACUACCAGCAAAGUUAGGUGGUCAUGCUCAAUAUAAAAUGAUAAAGAAACAAUUGAAGAAUAUUGUUUACAACUCGCUUACUGUUGAUGAAUGUGAUGAGAGAUGGAUGACAAUGAUUGAGCAUUUUAAUUUGGAGAACAAUGACUGGUUGAAAUCUUUGUAUGAACAAUGGAAUAAAUGGAUACCUGUGUACGUCAAAGACAAGUUUUGGGCAGGUAUGUCCACAUCUCAAAGGAGUGAAAGUAUGAAUGCUUUUUUUGAUGAAUAUGUUCAUUCCAAAACUUCUUUGAAGCAAUUUGUUGAACAGUAUGAUAAUGCUCUGAAAAAGAAGAUUGAAAAAGAAAAACAUUUGGAUUUUGGUUCAUUUAAUUCAAUGAUACCGGUAAUUACUGGUUAUCCUAUUGAAAGACAAUUUCAAAGUUUCUACACUAACAACUUAUUUAAGUUGUUCCAAGAUGAGAUAAGAGGGUUGAUGUUUUGCAAUACCUCACUAGUGAGGCAAGAAGGGGUUGCUUUUAUAUUUGAAGUGGUAGAAACUUUGUUGGGAAAAAAUGGAGACCCUAUAAGAGAUGCUUCCUUCAGGGUACACUAUACCGAGUUAGAUUGUCAAGUUAAGUGUCUAUGCCAUCUUUUUGAGUUUCGUGGAAUUUUAUGUAGGCAUGUGAUCUCUGUAUUGAUACGAAUGAAGGUGAUUGAGGUUCCUAUGAAUUAUAUUAUGGAUCGAUGGCGCAAAGAUAUUAAGCGUGGUUAUCAAAGUAUCACUAAUAUUUAUGAUGAAUAUGUUUGUGAUGAAGAAAGACAUCGGUAUAAUAUUCUCACUCCAUUGAUACAAGAGGUUCAACAACUUGGAGCAAAUAAUGAUGACAGUUGUUCUAUUUUGGUUAAAAUCUUAAAAGAUGCGAAGGAAAAAUUGAUUGCUAUUCAGACAGAUCAUUCAAGGGCGGACCAACUGAAAGAAGCAUCUACAUCGAGUUCAAAAACAAUACACUCUCCAUUAAAAGUACGAUCUCGAGGUUGUCCACCCACAAAGAGGAAACAAUCUAAGAUUGAACAAAUUGUGAAGAAAUCAGUUGCAAAGGCCAGAAAAAAGGUCAUCGAGGGCCCAACGGUGAGUGUAGAAGAGCUCACCAACAUGGAAAAUGGCAAGCAUGAUUCCCUUAUUAUCCAUGAUGAACAACUUACCAAAACCUUUUUCUCUUGCUGUGCAAAAAGCAACCCAAGGAGAAAUGCUGCUUCAGGCGAUGAUUGGAGAUUUGCCUUUGCCGCCGGCACAAAAGGACCAGUCAAUGACUCUUUCAAGAGUUCACCCAAAUCAAAAAGUGUCGAUAGCCGUGGUAGUUCUCGAUACAGUGACCCGGCCCAAAAUGGUGAGACCAGUCUGAAUUCUGAUAGUCGACGGACACCAGACAGAUUACCUCCACAACCACCACACUAA